UGGGGAAAAAUGAGGAAGGGGUUGAUUUAGGUGGGCCGAGGAGGGAAUUCUUGAGACUAUUGAUGGACACCAUUGCCAGGUCAGCCAUGUUUGAGGGGAAAGAAAACUGCAAGAACUUGGCUCUUGACAGUACUGCUCUCAGAGGGGACUGGUACUACAUCUCUGGCAGAGCCAUUGCAGUGAGCUUGGUACAUGGUGGUCCACCACCUAACUUUCUGUCACCAACAGUAUUUUCCCUUCUGGUUGGAAAUUCAGCAAAUCCAGCCCUGGAAGACAUAGCUGACCUGGAACUCUUUGAAAAAGUCAAAAAGAUAUCUCAAAGUACAACCCUUGAGGACCUUGAAAAGUCAAAAGAACCUCUGCUUGAUUACUUGGCUAAUGCAGGAUGCCUGAGGCCUAUGCGUUCACAAAGAAACAGGGAUCUGCUGGUACAUGACAUUGUCAUGUUUCAGGUCAUCCACAGGGUUCAAGGUCCAUUUCAAAGAUUUUGUGAAGGUCUGAAAACUCUUGGGGUUCUCGAUAAAAUGAGGAGGCAUCCAGACAGUUUUCGCCCUCUGUUCUGCUAUGAGCCACAUAUGCUGACUGCUGACCAGGUGGAUGAUCUUUUCAACAUUCAUCUAUCUCCAGAAGGAAGCAACAGAAGAGCUGCUGAGGAGAUGGUUGUUACCUUCUGGAGAGACUAUCUCCAAGAUGCAGAAGGUAAUUGUCACUUUAGUGCACAAUAAAUAGAUGUAACGAUUUAUAGGUUAGCAUUUCUGAAAUCUUUAUUUUAAAUAACAUACUCAUAUAACGAUAACACCACAUUACCCUCUUGGUUGUAGUAACAUUUUUACAUAGUUCUUUGAGACUAUUGAAAGAUGAAAAGCAUGCUCUAUAGUCAUUUCAAUAACAGUCAUUAAGAUUCUUGCUUUAGAUUAGUACUCACUGAGAAUUUAUGUUGGCCAAAUGAAAUAACCUUUUAACACUUUUUUCCUUCUCUGUUUUAUGCAGAAGAAGAAGGACCUUCCAAAUUGCAGAAGAUAUUGGCCUUUGGAACUGGUGCAACUGCGGUGCCACCUAUUGGCUUUUCCCCAGCACCCUCGAUUGAGUUCAUUCAUAGAGGAGACGAUGACUUCUCUUCUACACCAAUUUUCCCUCUUGCCAACACAUGUGUUAACUGCAUUAGGCUGCCACUGCAUGUUUCAUACCAGCUGUUCAAGGAGAAGUUUGAUUUUGCAUUAG
Messenger RNA from Haplochromis burtoni (Burton's mouthbrooder), 1221 nucleotides. RefSeq names its product G2/M phase-specific E3 ubiquitin-protein ligase-like. The record is from RefSeq and is a predicted model, not a curated record. The transcript has 4 exons. Gene Ontology annotation, molecular function: ubiquitin-protein transferase activity. Bases 63 to 725 code for a protein of 220 amino acids. Lineage: Eukaryota; Metazoa; Chordata; Actinopteri; Cichliformes; Cichlidae.